Messenger RNA from Wyeomyia smithii (pitcher-plant mosquito), 2803 nucleotides. RefSeq lists its product as uncharacterized. Bases 481 to 2055 code for a protein of 524 amino acids. The transcript is spliced from 5 exons. Gene Ontology annotation, biological process: lipid catabolic process; phospholipid metabolic process; arachidonate secretion. The record is from RefSeq and is a predicted model, not a curated record. NCBI's taxonomy places the organism in Eukaryota, Metazoa, Arthropoda, Insecta, Diptera, Culicidae. Gene Ontology annotation, molecular function: calcium ion binding; A2-type glycerophospholipase activity.
UCAAGUUUAUUGUCGCCGAAUGAGGUUCUUUGCGGAAAGCAUCUCAAGCCAUCGACUCUCUCAACGGAUCUAUAAUCGGGUGGGGUUUGUUGCUGCAAUUCAUCCGUUGGCUCGGGGGUCUCGAAAAUAGUUGAGAAAAGUGGAAGCACGACAGUGGUUGAGCUGCGUGCUCUGCGUGUUUGGAGAAAAAGUACAAACUGAUGCUCACGAAAUCCACAGGUUUUUUUAAUUUCCGCACAGCCCUCUGCGCAUGCUGGUUCAGUUUAUUUUAAGACGCUUUCGGAUGCGGUUGGAAGUUUUCCGCGAGAGUUCGGUGUAGCAUCACACUGUGUGAAUAUUUCUAGAUCUUUAAAAAACAAAAUAUUUCCAUGAGUUUUCGUUUGGUUAAUCCAUAGACAGUGAAAAAAUAUAUUGUUUCAAUUUUAUGAAGACAACGAUCCGAUUGUCACAUUGUGAGGAUAUAUAAGGAAAACUAGCAACAUGUGGGCGGAAGCAUGUUACGGGAAAAUUAGCUGGACAAUUUUACUAAUGGUUCAACUAUUAAUGGGUAUAUCAAGUGUCGAUAUCCUGCCGCAAUAUGCUCGCUACUUUUCUCCAAGAAGCGGGCGGGAAAGAGAGCUUUCAGUUCUAAGAAUGAAAAAACAAAUCAAAAACACUCUCAACAUAAAACAGGAAAAUAAUACAUUGGAUAACUACUUGCUAUCCGUCUUUAAUAUGGAAAAUACUAACCCUACAUAUGUGUUUUUGCUUCCCAGUGGUGAUAAGAAAACUAUCCGUAAGUUAAUUUACCAAAAGAGUGAUUUUUUGGACGCAGAGUUUCCAAAUGUAACGUCCAUAAAUAAGUUCAAGCGAAGUUUGAAUGAUUCGUUGCAUCAAUACAGUGAGCAUUAUGAUUUCAUUGAACAUGAGGUGAGAACUUUUUCAAAAGUAGAUGACGAUGAUGAUUGUGACAAUAGUCUUAAGGAGAUAGUGGAAGAUAAUGUUCGGACUGAGCGAAAUUUUAUAAAGUUCAUGGAUGAUCUCAAUGAUGAUCUCGAGCAGGAGCUAAAAAGACAGAUCGAGAAACACAAACAUCCUGUACAUGGGAGCGCUACGUUCAAACAGACUACGCUUUUUACUCCUUACACAUAUGUUAACACUCAAACCAUCGGCUGGGGCGAUCUUGGAUUGGAAGGUUGGAGUGGUGGUUUAAAGGACAUUACCGGUCAUGUGUAUGAACAUCCCGUAGUAGAAAGGCCAAAGACCAAACCAGUUCAGCAUGAACCCACCGUUAACAUUCAAGCCAGUUUUGAUCCUGUAAAGUUCCUCAAAAAAUCAAGUGCCACUAAAACGGUAGUCACCAGUACCAGUAGCCGGCCCGCAAACAUAACUACAAGUACGACUAGUCCACAACGUCAUAAAAAUCCCGCUUUGCUUCUUACCAACGAAAUUGAGCAGAAAUUAGAGGACGUUCUCAAUCGAACCCGAACUAUUCGAGGAAAAGCUCCGCGUUGGCCGAUAACGAACAGUCGUGAUGCGCAUCGGGAUAGGGAUGUGUUUAUUGCAAGGGCAAAUAAUCCGUUUGGUCAUUCUACCAAAUGGCGAUGGAGUAAUGAAUCUGACGAAAUCGAGCGCACCGCAACCGAGUCAUUGCAGACUAGAGACGGCCGAUCGAAGCGUGGUGUGUACAAUCUUUACUCCAUGAUCAAAUGUUCCACCGGAUGCGAUCCCAUAAUUUACAAAGGCUACGGUUGUUACUGUGGCUUCCUAGGAUCCGGGAAAGCGUUGGACGGAAUCGACAGGUGUUGUAAAAUGCAUGACUAUUGCUAUUCGAAUGCCAACUGUCCUUUGUUUUUGGAGUAUUUCGUACCAUAUUUAUGGAAAUGUUACCAUGGCCGGCCGCUUUGCGCUGUCGACCAUGGAGAAUGGGGGGGUCCUCAUUCAUGUGCUGCUCGUUUAUGUCACUGCGACCUGUCACUGUCCAAAUGCCUGCGACGGUACCAUUGUCCACGAAAGCGUAACGUCUGUACAACAUCGCCUCUGAGACUGCUGCAAAACUUGGUGAUGGUCCUUUAAACCAACACGGAAUGAACCAACCAUCAUCUCGUACACGAAACCAAAAAGACAUCACACUAGUUACCCAAGUGAGCUCCGUGGACACAUAGCAGGAUAUAUCAAGUACAAAUGAUUAGAUAUAAAACGUGAUAGUGAGUAGAUUUCGAACAUUGGUUUUAUUUGAUAAACAUUCAUAGUUGAAAGUCCCACUGAGUGUUCUGGCGUUUUUGCCGUUUGAUACAUGAGAGAACAGUAGUUAUUUCGCUGUAACCUAUGUUCUGAAAACAACUUAUCACGUAUUAAUGGGAUAGCAGGCUCGCCGUGCUAAGAAAUAAAUAAAUAAAUGACAAUAAUGAUAAUAUGUGGUAUGUGGUAUGUAGUAUUCUUAACAUAGUUUGAUUCAAACGCUGUUCAUAGGUUUCUACUUCCUAAUCAUAGAAUACGAUUACUCAAGUAGUGUUUGAUAAGUUGUAUGCACACCACCGAAUCCUCUGCGCUGUCAUGACCGGCAUCUGAAUGUAUAAAAAUGAAAUCAAAUAACUGACGUGACAAAUGAUAUUAUAAUAUGGUUUACCAUUUUCUUGAAUUAUUUUCUUCAAGUUCUCGAUGCAUAGCGUUUUUAAGGCACGCUUCUUCGGUGGUCCCAUUUUGUGCGGAUAAAGAAUCGACGUAUCAACCACGAUAUUGUGGAUAAGUUUCAGUGCCCUGAAGUCACUUUCCAAACUGUGACCGAUAAGGAUUGUUUCCGAAUUAAACAUCGACAAUAGAA